Molecule: messenger RNA, 2804 nt
Organism: Serinus canaria (Common canary)
Lineage: Eukaryota; Metazoa; Chordata; Aves; Passeriformes; Fringillidae
Gene: PXMP4
Product: peroxisomal membrane protein 4
Exons: 4
Coding region: 48-704 (218 amino acids)
Cellular component (GO): peroxisomal membrane
Source: RefSeq, a predicted model, not a curated record
GCGGUGGGCGGGGCGGCGCCCCCGGAAGCGGCGUGCGGCGGGGUGCCAUGGCCGGCGGGGCCAUGGCGGGCGGUGGGGAUUCGUUUCGCGCUUUGCUCCGUGCCGCCAACGCGCUCCUGCAGCAGCGCCGCUACCACGCCGCGCUCGCCGUCAUCAAGGGCUUCCGCAACGGCGCCGUUUAUGGAGCCAAAAUCCGUGCCCCACAUGCCCUGGUGAUGACUUUUCUGUUCAAGAGUGGAAGUUUCAGGGAGAAGCUGAAGUCCAUUGCCCAGGCCACAUACGCUCACUCCCGGAACCUGGCCUGCUUUGUGUUCACCUACAAGGGGCUCCUGGCAGCUCAGUCCCGGCUGCAGGGGAAAAAAAUCCCAUUCCAUUCCUUCCUUGCAGCCUGCAUUGGGGGCUGGCUGGUGUUUGGUGACAACAAUCCCAUCAACAGCCAGAUCAUCAUGUACCUGCUGUCCCGCAUCCUGUUCGGUCUGUCCCGGCUGGCUGUGGAAAAGGGCUACAUCCCACAGCCCAAGCAGGAUCCCUUCCCUCUCCUGGCUGCCUUGGUGUGGGGGACAGUCCUGUGGCUCUUUGAAUACCACAAGGAGACUCUGCAGCCCUCCCUGCAGUCCUCCAUGACCUACCUGUAUGAGGACAGUGAGGUGUGGCACGACGUGUCUGACUUCCUCGUUUACAACAAAAGGACAGACAGCAAGUAGGUGCUUCACUCUAAACCACCUUGGAAUGGGAUGGGACCUCCCAGCUGCUGGGGGAAAAGGUUAUUCUGUUGCUUUUGACCUGUGAUUUUUUAAAAUUAACAUCUAUCAAGCAGAAUUGGCUCUUAUCUGCAGGCCAGAAUGUUCUGAUCAGUCUUUUGGCUCCUUUUAGAGGAAGCACACGUCCCACAGAAACUUGUUGCAGUCUGGUUUUAAGAGGCCUUAUUUUCCCUACAAGUGUGGCACUGGGGUUUGUUCUUUAAAAACUAAAUGUAUUUAUAAAAUGACAGCCUGACACUAAGUGCAGAGUAUGAAAACAUGUCCUAGGGCUCAUCUGAAUGUUUACAAGUGGUUUUUUCGGUGCUGUUGUGCUCACUGUGGUGUGAUUCAGGGUGAAGGGAGUGGGGGACCUGCUGAGCUCUGAGAGCAGGGCCAUCAUUUCUUCAUUGCUGUGGAUGGCUGAGAAUCCUGUGUAAACUAUGAUAAGGACAGUUAUGUGCUCCUUGAGAGAGUUCCUUUGCAGCUUUCCCUCAGGGAGACAAUAAAAUGUGUGAGAAUAGAACUGUUAGGAUCGUGUUGUACCAGCCUGGUAAAUCAGGCUUGGAAAGACUAUUUUUGCUUGGUUUCUUUCCUGCACUUGGGCUGAAUCUGUGCCUCUAUAAAGUGCACUAAUGAAUACCCUGUAAUUAUUUUAAACUUGUUUGUAAAGCUUUUAAAAGCUGCUUGAACUAAAUACCAAAAACAGUUACACAACUUGGGCUCCUCUAUGACCAGGCCUCAGCUCUCAGGCUGGGGGUUUUGUGUGUCUAAGGGAGUAACGUUUCCCAAGCACUUACAUUUAUUUUAUUUUGGUGGAGCAUGACAAGGGUUUCUCUGAGGACCACAAUCUGCCCUCCACAACAGGGGAAAGUGUUGGCUGUUACCAGAUUUCAAUCUGAUUUUGUACCUGUAGUUUGUGCAGGGUUAAUGGAUUAAUUUAAUGGAUUAAUUUAUUAAUUUUCUUCCUCUCAAAAACACUCUGCUGAGCCCCAGGACAGGGCAGCACACACUGGGCUGUGGCAGAAGAUAGCUGAGAAAGCACAAAACCUAGUUUAAUUAAGCAAUUAAUAAAUUCAGACUCCUCAUAGUGCAAAGCACUCACCUGCCUUAUAACACUACUCAGUUCACUCAAUGAUUGAAAUAAUGAUUGCAUUGAAUUGAAAUAAUCAGUGCAUUGAAAUAAUUCCUGGUUUGAUGUGGUGAAAUUUCCAAGAGAAUCAUUAAAUUCCCUGUUCCCUUUGGGCUCAGUUGGGACUGUUUGGUUCACUUUCCCUGUAUCCACCUGCUUUUCCCUGACCUGCCCAUGGCAUUUCAUAAUCCUGCUGAUGCUCUCUUCAUCAUCUUUGGAACUCUUUACCCUCCAGGCUCUGGCAGUUUCUCCUCAUCAAUGGUACAGCUAAAAUGGUACAUUUAACUUCAGGGAGCUUCUGAUUAAAAAAAAAAAAAAAAAAAAACCUCAAUUUCUUCCUAAGUCAUUUUUCCUUGUCCUCCUAAACUCCUUUAUAGUAAAAAAGGAGUAGUAUAGUAAUAAUUGCACAUAUUCAGAGUGCUGCUUUACUCUGUUUUUCCACUUUUCUUUGUCCAUGCAAAUGCAUGAUGUACAUGGUGCCCAAAAACCAAGAUACUUCUUUGUCAUAAUAAUUCUCUAUGAUCCCUUCAACUUCUAAUUUUAUUGCUAACUUCUGAUUAAUUGCUGUUACAAUCUGGACUGAAUAAUUGAAUUGGAAUCCAUCAGACCCCAUGAAAGCUGUAAAAUUAGGAGUUUGGUUUGUUUCGUUUGGUUAAAUAUUUUUCUCUGCAUAGCGAAGCAUAAAGAUUCAAUACAGAAAAACUGCUGAAGCUACAGGUGAGGUCUGAUUCCUUUAUAAACAUUUUUCUUUCCAACACUGCUGGCUGUUUGAAGCAUCCCAGUUUUUCUGUCAGAAGCCUCAUAUUGUUCUAUCUAAGAUCAUUGAUAUUCUGCUAAAAUUGCUGAAUUCCUGCAAGCUUUGAUGGGAUUUCAGAAAGCUGACAGCUGUGGCUUGGGAAUUGCUCCCUAAAACUAUUAAACUCACAAAUCCUUGA